Molecule: messenger RNA, 1072 nt
Organism: Hibiscus syriacus
Lineage: Eukaryota; Viridiplantae; Streptophyta; Magnoliopsida; Malvales; Malvaceae
Product: peroxidase 4-like
Exons: 4
Coding region: 243-1034 (263 amino acids)
Biological process (GO): hydrogen peroxide catabolic process; response to oxidative stress
Molecular function (GO): peroxidase activity; heme binding
Source: RefSeq, a predicted model, not a curated record
AUAUUCCACUUUGCGCAGUUUUCGGAACCCCAAAAUCAUUGGUUUUUUCUUCAAGAUUUCGUAAGAACUCCCAUGGCUAAAGCUUGUUCCGUGUUACUUUACUUGUCUUUCUUGUCUCAGGUGCAUCUGUUGUUGGCGGCCAUGGAAGCAAACUCUCUCCGAAUCACUACAAAUCAACUUGUCCCAAAGUACUUUCCAUCGUCGGAGCUCGAGUCGAAGCCGCUGUAAAGCAGGAACCACGCAUGGGGGCAUCUUUGCUCCGCUUGCAUUUCCAUGACUGCUUUGUUAAUGGGUGCGAUGGAUCGAUAUUGUUGGACGAUAAUUCGACGUUCACUGGCGAGAAAACUGCAGCUCCAAACAAUAACUCGGCUAGAGGAUUCGAUGUGGUCGAUGACAUUAAAGCUAAACUCGAGAAAGCUUGCCCCGGAGUCGUUUCCUGUUCCGAUAUUCUUGCCAUUGCUGCUCGUGACUCGACUGUCGUGUUGGGUGGUCCAUCAUGGAAAGUUAAGCUAGGGAGAAGGGACUCUACCACUGCUAGCAAAAAUGCUGCAAGAAAGCUCAUUCCUGCACCCAAUCUCAACUUAAGUGCUCUCAUAUUCAGCUUCCGUGCUCAAGGACUCUCACUGAAAGACUUGGUGGCACUUUCAGGUGCACAUACUAUUGGCCUGGCAAGGUGCACAUCGUUUCGGGCACGCAUCUACAAUGACUCCAACAUCGAUCCCUUGUUUGCCAAGUCCCUGCAACGUAGAUGCCUGAGAACCGGGAAAGAUAACGUUCAUCGAUCCCUCGACUUACAGACACCAACUUCAUUCGACAAUUACUACUUCCAGAACUUGUUGAAGAACAAAGGUCUCCUCCAUUCUGAUCAAGAGCUUGUCAAUGACGCUUCAACCAAUUCCUUGGUCAAAAACUAUGCUGCAGAUUCUUCAAGGUUUUUCAAACAGUUCUCCAAAUCCAUGAUCAAGAUGGGGAGCAUCAAGCCUCUCACUGGAAAUUCUGGGGAAAUUAGGAUCAAUUGCAGGAAAGUCAAUUGAAAAAUACCUACUGAGACAACAAAAUGUAAUAAAAAAAA